AAUUUUAUAUAUAAAUAAGUAGGUGGUGGUGCUCUAUCCCACCUUGUUAUGUGCAUAUUCUUAGGAACUCUAAGUCUUCCUCUGUCUCUCUCUCUCUCUCUCUCUCUCUCUCUCUCUCUGUAUAUCAAUACUCAUCUGAAACCUCUGGUUUGAGGGAUCAAUUGCAGAUUCCAGGUACACUUUCUUGGCAUUUGAGUUGUGUGGAACACAAAAUGGGAAGACAACCUUGCUGUGACAAAGUGGGGUUGAAGAAGGGCCCAUGGACUGCAGAGGAAGAUAAGAAACUCAUCAACUUCAUCCUUACCAAUGGCCAAUGUUGCUGGAGAGCUGUCCCUAAACUAGCAGGGCUGUUAAGGUGUGGCAAAAGUUGCAGGCUCAGAUGGACAAAUUACCUCAGGCCAGACCUCAAGAGAGGCCUUUUAUCAGAAUAUGAAGAGAAAAUGGUCAUUGAUCUCCAUGCUCAACUUGGCAAUAGGUGGUCUAAGAUUGCUUCUCAUCUUCCAGGAAGAACUGAUAAUGAGAUCAAGAAUCACUGGAACACUCACAUAAAGAAAAAGCUCAAGAAAAUGGGAAUUGAUCCUGUUACCCACAAGUCACUUUCCAUUACAACUGAGCAAAGCCAAGCCCAACCAGAUCAACAACCCAAUCAGCCAUUGCAAGAACCACAAGAUCAGCAACAAGCUAUCCAAGUUGAGGAAGACCCAAAAUUUGAGCCUGAAAAUGGGCAAAACAAGGAGCCAGAGAAGGCAGAGACUUCAUUUGAUGUAUCAACCAUCACCGAAGAAGCUAAGGAGGAAGACCAAAUCAUGAUACCCCUUUUUGAAUCGAUAAUGAAUGAGUUAUUCACUGAUGAAGUUCCCAUUAUAGAGCCCAGUGAGAUAUUAGUUCCAUCUGCUACUUCCACUUCACCAACCACUACAUCAUCUUCAACGUCAUCGUCUUCAUAUUCAAAUUCCCCCAACUUCUUUGAAGACCUGCAGCUCCCAGAUUUUGACUGGUCUGAUGAUUACAAUGAUACUAAGAUUGACAACAACAAUAGCAGUGUGGCCUUGUGGGAUGAUGACUUGAUUAGAAGUUGGAAUAUGCUUAUUAAUGAUGAUGGCGAUGGUGACAGAAAGCAAGUGUUUGACACUUCUGCUAAUCAGUACCCAAGACUCAUCAUGGAUUCAGAAUCUUGGGCAUAUGGGUUGUUUUGAGUUGAAUUUUUUUUCUCUCCACUUCUUACUUGUAAUGUGCUUGUAAGUUGUUGCAAAGAAUAAAAAGUUAAUCAGAAUUCAAACAGAA
Molecule: messenger RNA, 1284 nt
Organism: Vigna angularis (adzuki bean)
Lineage: Eukaryota; Viridiplantae; Streptophyta; Magnoliopsida; Fabales; Fabaceae
Product: transcription factor MYB20
Exons: 3
Coding region: 213-1196 (327 amino acids)
Source: RefSeq, a predicted model, not a curated record